Molecule: messenger RNA, 336 nt
Organism: Nicrophorus vespilloides
Lineage: Eukaryota; Metazoa; Arthropoda; Insecta; Coleoptera; Silphidae
Product: lachesin-like
Exons: 2
Cellular component (GO): neuron projection
Source: RefSeq, a predicted model, not a curated record
GAGAUCCGACCUCGAUGCCCUACGACCUGAAUCCCGACUUCAGCGGUCCCAUCGUCAACGUGACAGUGGCGGUGGGCAGAGAGGCGAUCCUCAGCUGCGCCGUGACAGAUCUGGGACACUACAAGGUGGGAUGGAUGAAGGCGGACGAUCAAACGAUAUUGAGUCUUCACACACGCGUAAUUACGCACAAUCCGAGGAUCAGCGUCACGCACGACGACGAUCUGAGGGUCUGGCAACUCAGGAUCAGACAACUCAAAGAAACGGACGGCGGCUGUUACAUGUGUCAGAUCAACACUAAUUCUAUGAAGAAGACUUUGGGAUGCAUCGAUGUUCAAG